This is a messenger RNA of Tinamus guttatus (white-throated tinamou), 303 nucleotides long. The record is from RefSeq and is a predicted model, not a curated record. NCBI's taxonomy places the organism in Eukaryota, Metazoa, Chordata, Aves, Tinamiformes, Tinamidae.
GGAAAGUUUACAUGGAGCAGCUCACUGAAAUGACAAGACUGGUUUUUAAACUGAAGGAAGUAGAAAACAUCCUCUCAAAGGCUCAUGUCGAAGAGUCAUUUUUCAAGCAAGACCCUAAAAACGCUCUUGUCCAGUUUAUUAAGGCUGUUGGAAAAACUUACAGUGGCCUUCAGACACUCCCUGAAAAAUCUGCCAUGGUAGCAAAGGCUCUGGAAUACUUAGGUGACGUACUGAAGUACGUAAAACCUUACCUGAAGGUAAAAGGACCUCCAGAGGGCCUGCAGCUUACCUACUGGAUCAUAG